UCAGAGGCCUUGUGGGAAGGACCUCAGCGGGGGCCGAGCGCGCGGGCCAUGGCCGAGCCCCCGGGGGCCGGCCCCGCGGCCCUGCGCGUAGCUGCCGCUGCCAACUGGCUGGUCGUGCGCCGACGCCGCGUGGAACAUUUCCCACGGGUGUUGGAGUUCCUGCGGUGUCUGCGCGCCGCAGCUCCUGGAUUGGUUCGCUACCGCCACCACGAGCGCCUGUGUAUGGGCCUGAAGGCCAAGGUGGUGGUGGACCUGAUCCUCCAGGGCCGGCCUUGGGCCCAGGUUCUGAAUGUCUUGCAUCACCACUUUCCAGAGUCUGGACCUGUCGUGCGGGACCCCAAAGCUACCGAGCAGGAUCUGAAGAAGAUCUCAGAGGCACGGGAAGCCUUCUGCCAGCAGGUGACGUUGCUGGCAGAGGCCCCUGUGGAUUUGGCUUGGAAGUUGCAGGAACUUGAACAAGAGUAUGGGGAACCCUUUCUGGCUGCUAUGGAAAAGCUGUUUUUUGAAUACUUGUGUCGGCUGGAAAAAGCACUGCCUACCCCACAGACACAGCAGCUUCAGGAUGUGCUGAGUUGGAUGCAGCCUGGAAUUUCUAUCACUUCUUCUUUUGCUUUGAGCCAAUAUAGUGUGGACAUGGGGUGGCCACUCCCAGAGUGCUCUGUUACUAAUUCAGUGAACAUGUCAGAGCCCAUGGAGCCCAGUCCUCAGCAACCAAGACCAGCACUCCAUCAGCCUGUGCCAAAAGCCAAGCCUGGCCCACACCUUCCUCACAGAGCAGCCUCAAGAAAGCACCCAGAACCUUUGGCUGGCCACCACUUCAAUCUGGCCCCUCUAGGCCAGCGAAGAACCCAGUCCCAGUGGGCAUCCAGUAGGGUAGGCCAUAAGGAGCGCCCCACAGUCAUGCUAUUCCCCUUCAGGAAUCUGGGUUCACCAACCCAGAUCAUAUCUAAACCUGAGAACAGGAAAGAACAAGGGACACACAUGGCAGUUCCAGCAGGUGACGUCAGCACGAGAACAGCCUCCACUGGAAAGUCUAGGAGUCCAUCCCAGACCCUGGGCAGAGGGACUGUGAAGGAGAACCCAGCUGACUUGUCAGCCUCGGAGCAAAAGGAGGAUUGCUGGGACUGCCCCAUGGAGCCCCUGAGACUGUCAUUAUCACCUCCUAGGGCCAGGAAGCCAGUGUGUCCCCCAUCUCUGUGCAGCCCUGUCAUUACCAUAGGGGACUUGGUUUUGGACUCUGAUGAGGAAGAAAAUGGCCAGAGGGGAGGAAUGGAUCCUCCUCCGGUGCCCUCCCAGUGUCCUUACCGAAAGCCUUAGCCACAUCCCCAGGAGCGCUGCAGCCUCCAUCCUGCAAAGUAAGAAGCAAUGUGAAGAAACAGCAUGGAUUUCCCAAGCCCUCUCAGCAGUGUCCCAACAGUCCACCUCAAGGCUGACAGGAACCCAGGAGUCCUGAUCCACCUCUAUCAGAGCUUCCAUACCCAGUAGAAAACCCAGAUGUUUGGCAGCCUCAUGCCCUGCUCUCCCCUUGGACCUUACUGAAAUGAUGUGGCCUUUGAGGCCAUGAGCAGCAUCUGCACACUCCAUCACUGCACUAAGCUGUGGGUACCCUACUCCAGUUUUCUUCCGGGUGGUACACACAGAGCCUGAGAAGAAUGACAAGGAUGAGAGAGAAGUGCUCCAUAGCUCUGUGCCACUGAAAAGAGCCAAUCUCCCCCAGUAAGCCAGCUUACCUGGUCCAAUUCCCACUUUGAUGAUGUCAGCACCAGAGAGGAUCAGCUCUUCCACCAUCUCUCCUGUUACCACAUUCCCUGCCUAAGAGCAAUCAAAACAGCAUUCUUAGGGUCAGAAAUGAAGAAGUUGUGUGCUCUCAUAUGUAGCAGGCCUGGACCAGGUCCUUCCAACAUUAUUACAAAGAAGGGUACCUGGCUUCCCUCUGCUGGGCCCUCUGAGAGCUUUUAGAUCAGCCACUUCAAAGGAUCCUGCUUCCCCAGGUGAGGUAAGGGGGUUAGUCACCAGUGUCACUGUUGCAUUAGGGUAAAGCUGGGGUCCAACUGGACCAAGAUGAAUUCUGAUUUACCAAAGAGACCCAAAAAUGUCCUGCCCUUAAGCUGUUAAGUGAUAAAACCUCUCUGGCUUAGGGGAAAGGGGAAGACAUGAUGAUGUAGGCUAUAUACCCAUCUACAUAGCUGUAUUUACUUUUGUUUUUUUGUUUUGUGUAUAUGCUUCUGAUGAACAGAAAAGAGAGCUCCCUCAAUGCUUGUGAAGAAAAUGAGGUCUUGUAGUCAUUCCCCUAAGCUUGUAAAAAAAUGCGUUACAUGUGAUUCCUUUAAUAGGACUGUAGUAUGUUCAUUUCAGUAGGCAGGUAGACAUAUCACAGGUAUGUACAAUGCAUAAGCACAUCAUUAUUUGGUGAGUAACAUCAGGAACACUAGAUUUACAAAGACAAUGUAUCAAGUCAGAGAUUGCAAUAACCAAUAAGUAUUUUAAGCAUGGCACCUUG
Myotis davidii is the source of this 2500-nucleotide messenger RNA. RefSeq names its product TERF1 (TRF1)-interacting nuclear factor 2 (gene TINF2). Bases 49 to 1317 code for a protein of 422 amino acids. The transcript has 9 exons. Gene Ontology annotation, cellular component: shelterin complex. Gene Ontology annotation, biological process: telomere capping; regulation of telomere maintenance via telomere lengthening. Gene Ontology annotation, molecular function: telomeric repeat DNA binding. Lineage: Eukaryota; Metazoa; Chordata; Mammalia; Chiroptera; Vespertilionidae. The record is from RefSeq and is a predicted model, not a curated record.